Molecule: messenger RNA, 2031 nt
Organism: Lachancea nothofagi CBS 11611
Lineage: Eukaryota; Fungi; Ascomycota; Saccharomycetes; Saccharomycetales; Saccharomycetaceae
Source: the annotation of a GenBank genome assembly
AUGAUCUCUACCCCUCAACAAACAAGAAUAAUAAUAAUAUUGAAGGUAUUAACAGGUCAUCAUUCCAUGAGACCAAUGUCGAUGAAGUCUGACGCUGCCGAGCGGCCUACAAACAUGCAAGAGGAUAUGGCCAGAAUGGGAGUUAGCUACGUUCAACACACUGGAGAAGCAGGCAUGAAAAGCUUUACUUCCAAUGAACAAAGUGUCAAUGCUCGUGCCAACGACGACAGAAAUUUGAGUAGGUCCCAGCCACCGUACCCUACGGACAAUGCCUCUUCUGUCGGCAAUAAUCGAGAGUCGAUGAAUAAUGGGCACAGCACUACAGAUAUACUGGAUAACUUCUUCCAACCGCAAAAAAGUCACGCAUCCUCCGUUACUAGUGCCUCCACCACUGGUUUGGCCAAGUCGCGCAUAUCGCAACAGUGGGUCCACAAUCCCACUAGGCAGCAAGACCCUCGUUCGCCACUUGUUACUUUGCUUCCCACGUCUGCGAAUCCCACUGAAGUUCUGGCGCAACGAUUUGCAGCAUGGAGACUUGUUAUUCGGUCGAUAUUAGUUUAUAUGACCGAAACCGUCUCAAUUCAAGACGAGAUUGUCAGACAGCAACUGCGACUAUCGCAUGCAGUUAAUUUCCCAUUUUUCGCUACUGAAAACAAUUUGCAGCCCGCGACACCAGAAGAGAGAGCCAUACAAAGGUUCUUCUUGCCCUAUGGCAAUGGCUCCAUUCAAGAUCUGCCCAGUAUUUUAUCACAAUAUCACUCUCAAAUGGCCAAUGGCGCUUUGAAAACUUCUAAAGAAUUGGCGAAUGAGGUCAUUCCCCGACUGGAAGACCUCAGAGGUGACCUAUUGAUCAAAAUGAAAGAGAUAAAAACUCUUAAUACUGAUUUCAAAAACGAUUGUGGCAAGGAGUUGCAACAAACAAAGCAUGAUCUAAAACAGUUUUACGAAGCUGUGGAGUCGGCACGUUACGGUUCACCAAAACAAGAUCCAUAUUUGCUCAAGAUUGCGCUUGAAAAGCAAAUAAAGAAACAGAUUAGUGAGGAGAAUUUACUUCACGAAGCUUUCGACAACUUACAAGGUUCUGGUCGAGAACUAGAAAAGGUAGUUGUCAUGGAAAUUCAAAACGCAUUGACUAUCUAUGCGCGUCUUCUAGGUCAAAACGCUCAAGUUGUUUUUGACUGCCUAGUUUCCAAGCUUGAGGUUGGGUUUUUCAACAAAGAACCAGUUUUCGAGUGGGACAACUUUAUUGCGAAGGAUGCAAACUUCAUACCGCCCAACGUACCCAACCGGCGUAUGAAAGAUAUCGUUUACAAGUAUCAAGAUGAUCCGCUCACUUACGAGGUAAAGUCAGGCUUUUUGGAAAGACGCUCGAAGUUUCUCAAAUCUUACUCUAAGGGGUUUUAUUUAUUAACACCAAGUUAUUUGCACGAGUUUAAAACACCUGACAGGAAAAGAGACACAAUUCCUGUUAUGUCCCUCUCGUUGAAUGACUGUACUGUUGCAGAACACUCCAAGAAAGGUUCGUCUGAGCAUAAGUUCAUUUUGCACGCAAAACAAAAUGGCAUCAUUCAUCGUGGGCAUAAUUGGGUAUUCCGCGCGGAGUCUUUUGAAUCCAUGAUGAUGUGGUUCGAAGAUUUGAAAAAACUUACCUCAACUUCUAGUCCAGUUGAAAAAGCCAAAUUCAUCAUGGGGAAACUGAACUCAGACUCUGACAAAAAAGUUCGACAGAGAGUUUCAUCAGUGAAAACAAACGGUAGAAUGACCGGUCAACGUGUUUCAACCCCUCAGCAGCAGCAGCAGCAGCAGCAGAGCGGCAACUUCCAAACUCCGAACCUUGACAAUCAAACAAAUACUAAUACGUCUGUUUCCAUUCCGGAGACGGAAUAUACUAACCAUAAUAUGAUCAUCAAUCAACCCAGAUUGUCAGAAGGAAGCAGAGACCGCGCAUAUGAUGAAGGCGUCUACGCUGAAAAGGUCAGGGACUCAAGUCACUUUCGAACAAACAAAGCCGGCGAUUCGGGACAUUACUAA